UAAUCACGAGGAAAUAAAGAAAUUUGGGGCUAAUCAAGAAUUUAGCACAAAGAAAAAACCUGAUUCCCUCUUCCACCACAUCUUCACCAUUCCGCUAACAUUGUUUUGGCGCGGGAAUAUUUCAUUAAAAAAAUUUUGGUUGGUGUGCAAACUCACAUCGAAGAUUUCAAAAAAAUCCAUGUGGGAACACGUUCAACCUCCCAACAGCAAAGACGAGUCGAUGCCUUCAAAAAUGAUUAAAGGAAUUGAAAACUUCAUGCUGUACAUUUUCAUUUACACCUAUGCGGUUAUUUCCGGGAUACUCUUCGUUGGGAUACCACUUUUGAAGGUUUGGCUGAUUAAAAGAGAAAACAUGGGAAGGUUCAAGGAUCGAUCUGAUGUAUCGGAGAAAUUGGACACGCUCGAUCCUCACCACGGAAAACACAGAACUCUUGUCGUCGAUGGGAACACGUUUCAUUAUGUCGAGGCCGGCAACGUUAAUGGUCCAUUGAUCCUAUUUCUUCACGGUUUUCCUGACUUCUGGUACAGCUGGAGAUAUCAAUUGGAAGGUUUAAAAGAAACGGGUUAUCACUUGGUAGCCGUUGACAUGCGUGGAUACGGUGGAAGUCAUAAGCCGAGAGAAAUAAACGAAUACAAUUACGACCACCUGUUAGGGGAUAUUCGUGGAUUCAUACAAGAGUUAUCGCCUAGUGGGCGCGCUGCAUGCGUAGUCGGUCAUGAUUGGGGCGGUGUGCUGGCUUGGCAAGCCGCUGCGCAGAGCUGGGAGUGGGAUCAUGCAGAUCAAUCGGGUUACAUCGAACGACUUAUAAUCCUGAAUGCACCGCACACUCUGGUCUUGAGAAAUAGUAUACUCCAGAAAUUCCUUGACUUG
This is a messenger RNA of Acaulospora morrowiae, 871 nucleotides long. The record is from the annotation of a GenBank genome assembly. NCBI's taxonomy places the organism in Eukaryota, Fungi, Glomeromycota, Glomeromycetes, Diversisporales, Acaulosporaceae.